Molecule: messenger RNA, 1922 nt
Organism: Lontra canadensis (Northern American river otter)
Lineage: Eukaryota; Metazoa; Chordata; Mammalia; Carnivora; Mustelidae
Gene: TSPAN2
Product: tetraspanin 2
Exons: 8
Coding region: 73-738 (221 amino acids)
Cellular component (GO): membrane
Source: RefSeq, a predicted model, not a curated record
GCCGGCUCCCGCCGCUCCCGGCGCUCCGAGCGCGGGCCUGGGGACACGGGAUCCCGCCGCCGGGGCCGCAGCAUGGGGCGCUUCCGCGGGGGUCUGCGGUGCAUCAAGUACCUGCUGCUGGGCUUCAACCUGCUCUUCUGGCUGGCAGGGUCGGCUGUCAUUGGUUUCGGACUAUGGUUUCGGUUCGGAGGUACCAUGAAGGACUUCUCAUCGGAGGACAAAUCCCCAGAGUAUUUCUACAUGGGGCUGUACGUGCUGGUUGGAGCAGGGGCCCUGAUGAUGGCCGUGGGCUUCUUCGGGUGCUGCGGAGCCAUGCGGGAGUCGCAGUGUGUGCUUGGAUCUUUCUUCACCUGCCUCCUGGUGAUAUUUGCUGCUGAAGUAACCACUGGAGUAUUUGCUUUUAUAGGCAAGGGUGUAGCUAUACGACAUGUUCAGACCAUGUAUGAAGAGGCUUAUAAUGAUUACCUGAAAGACAGGGAAAGGGGAAAUGGGACUCUCGUUACCUUCCACUCAACAUUUCAGUGCUGUGGAAAGGAAAGCUCUGAACAGGUCCAACCCACAUGCCCAAAGGAGCUUCUAGGGCCCAAGAAUUGCAUUGAUGAAAUUGAGUCCAUAAUCAGUGUUAAGCUCCAGCUCAUCGGAAUUGUUGGUAUUGGGAUUGCAGGUCUCACGAUCUUUGGCAUGAUAUUCAGCAUGGUGCUUUGCUGUGCAAUACGAACCUCACGAGAUGUGAUAUGAAGCUACUUCUACAUGAAAAUUGCAAACUAGAGCUUCCAUACGCUGUCACCGGAAGUGUCUCCUGACUCAUUUUUAAUAUUCAAAGGACAUUAAGAUCUAAAAUAAUAUGCUGUUAAUUGUACAUUUGCACAUGUAUGUAUGUUUGGCUCAUUACUCAUUUACCCCUUGAGUGAAUGCUGUGUGUGUUGACUGAGAUUCAUGUGUGAUCUGUGAGCUUCUGGUGUAUGCAUUGUACAUAAUGAAAUCUGUUUUGCUGGAAAUUCCUGGUUCUUACUAUAUCAGAGGAAUGAUCUAUUUGACUCUCAGAAAAAGAUCAUCAAAUUUUGAUAAACUUUAAAAACUUGGCUAUUUAGAAGAAAUGAUCAUGGGUCAUUUUCCCAGAUUCUAGCCAGAGAAAGUUAGAUACAGAGAAUUCAGGAUUUCUGGUUAACGGAAGCAAUAAGCUACAGGACUUGAGAGAUCAUGGUGUAGGAUGCACUGACUGCAUCUGAGUUAGGUGUAAGGGUUUCCUGGGAUUUUUUUAUAUACAUACUCCCCAGAACACAGUAAACCACAGUUUUAGAACUAAACAUAUCUGUGAGACUAAAUAUAGCAUGGAAAAUCUAAUUUGAAUAAGUCAUACUUUCCUAGUAUUUAAAAACAAAAAACUCCCUCUGGAAAGAGUGGUCACACAGACAAUCAUGUGCCCUAUAAAAGUGAGUGUUUUUAGGACUUAAAAAGAAAAAAACCUUUUAGUAACUUUUUAAGGAUAUUUUUUGUUCUUAUAUAAAUACAUUUAAAUAUUACUUUAUAACUUUCUUUUUCUGACUCUGCUCUGAACUAUAGCAGCCCUCACAUGAGCAAAAGGGCUUUUAUCUCAAACUUUUCCACGUUUCUUCAAGUGUGCAGACAGAAAGACUAAAGCAAGAGCUCUGGCAGUUGCAAAUAGUGGGAAAGAGCAUUUUUACUGGCACUGUAUCUCUGAAAUACCUCAUAACUUGAGUUUACAUAUUUUCCUAAUUUUUUUGUAUUUUUCUUAUUCACCUAGAGAACUCUUCUUCAUGGAUUUUGAUCUAUAGUUUUUACCACUUAAGCUGAAACAAAAUCCUUCCUAAUUCAGAUAUUAUAUCAGAAGCAUCCCUGGCCAAAGAAAGAAAGAAAGAAAGGCAUCUACUAGUUGUGUGCACACAACAGGAACAAGCUAA